Molecule: messenger RNA, 1001 nt
Organism: Drosophila mauritiana
Lineage: Eukaryota; Metazoa; Arthropoda; Insecta; Diptera; Drosophilidae
Exons: 1
Coding region: 92-832 (246 amino acids)
Source: RefSeq, a predicted model, not a curated record
CAUGAGAGAACUUUGCGAUAGGUUCAAGCUGAUAAGCCGAGUUCGAAGAUAACACAGCUACUUUUGGUUCAGUUGCAUUUUGAGUUCCGAGAUGAUUGCUACGUUGCUUUUAGUAUUCCCCCUGCUGUUUAUGCCGUCUGAUGCUACGUUGGGAACGCAGGUGAUCAGCUAUGACAACAAGCGGAUGCUUCAGCUGAUCGAGGACUUCAACGGCACCGUAACCGAGCAGCUCUUUCUGGUAGUGUCCACGUGGGGAAAACUGAAAGCCGACUACCCCAGGGAUGUGGCCAAAAUCGAGGAUUUGGAGGAGACGCUGCAGCAUGUGGUGUGCCGGAAGGAGAGAAACGUGACGGUUCGUCAUCACCUGCAGGGUUAUCUCAUCCGCGAACAGAUCCGCGAGCAUCUGGAGACCCUGAACAGCUCUGAUCUGUUCCAGCGAGCCCUGCAAUCCGAGGAUCAUGAGCUGGGCAAGUGGCAGUUGGCUUUAGGACAGCAUUCCCGGAAACUCCACUGUGUGCUUAAGCCAGACCAACUGACUAGGGUCCUGGAAGGAGUGAUUCGUCGGACGUACACCCUGGAGGGAUCCACCAGGCUGGCCGCGCUUCUCUACCAGCUGUACAUCGGCAAUCGGGAUUCCUAUGCUACAAUGGUCGAAGCCGAGUUGAUGCUUUACGAGCGAUAUAAAAGUGGGGGAAAGAAUAGCCAGGAAUUCAGCGGAUACAUGGCUAAACUCUGGCAAAGCAUCCAAAUUGAGGAGUUCUAUCCGGGGCUGGAUCAAAACACAAAGCAACGACUUGUUGACGCAAUUAUAGACCUUCUCCAGUUCCUCUAAGUCCAACCCAUUUAUGUGCGAACUUUAUUCGGUGAUUCGGUUUUGUAUAUUCGAGUGCUUUAAUACCUUGAUUUUAAGUGUGUGUUUCUGUUUGUCUAGCUGCUGAGAUAAUUACAUAGGUGAGGGCUUGUGUUCUUUACAUUAAAAUAUCAUGUUGUACAGAGACUAA